Molecule: messenger RNA, 5242 nt
Organism: Conger conger (European conger)
Lineage: Eukaryota; Metazoa; Chordata; Actinopteri; Anguilliformes; Congridae
Gene: sema3ab
Product: sema domain, immunoglobulin domain (Ig), short basic domain, secreted, (semaphorin) 3Ab
Exons: 18
Coding region: 203-2527 (774 amino acids)
Biological process (GO): negative regulation of axon extension involved in axon guidance; negative chemotaxis; neural crest cell migration
Molecular function (GO): chemorepellent activity; neuropilin binding; semaphorin receptor binding
Source: RefSeq, a predicted model, not a curated record
GCUGUGGACAGGAUUAGACGUUGCCUGUGACUCUUAGAAGAGAGAGGAGAGAACUGCUCUGGGGUUUAAAUCAUUCACGGAGAAGCAGUGGUGGGACAGCCCUGGUUCUGGGGUUCCGACGCUUCUGGGGACUUGCUGGUGUUUUUUGGGGGGUUUUUUUGGCGGACAGACUGCACCCUGAGCCGGUGGCUCCGGGACCACCAUGGACUACCUCGCUGGGAUUAUAGUGCUGCUCUGUGGAGUGUCUCUGCCUUCGAGCGAGGGAUCGCAACAGCCCAAGCACAACGUCCCGCGCCUCAAGCUCUCCUACAAGGAGAUGCUGGAGUCCAACAACCUAAUUACCUUUAACGGCCUGGCUAACAGCUCCAGCUACCACACCUUCCUGUUGGAUGAGGAGAAGGGCAGACUGCUGGUGGGAGCCAAGGACCACAUUUUCUCCUUUAAUCUGCUCAACAUCAAGGAGUAUUUGACGAUUGCAUGGCCAGCAACCCCGUCAAGGCGAGACGAAUGCAAGUGGGCUGGGAAAGACAUCUUGAAAGAAUGCUCCAAUUUCCUCAAGGUGCUUCAGACAUUUAAUCAAACCCACUUGUAUGCCUGUGGAACUGGAGCCUUUCACCCGAUCUGUGCCUAUCUGGAGGUGGGAAAACGACCAGAGGACAGUAUCUUCAGGCUUGAGACCUCACACUUUGAAAAUGGCCGUGGAAAGAGUCCCUACGACCCAAAGCUGCUGACAGCUUCUCUUCUCAUUGAUGGGGAGCUGUACUCUGGGACAUCAGCAGACUUCAUGGGCAGGGACUUUGCCAUUUUCCGAACACUGGGUCAGCAUCAUCCAAUCAGGACGGAGCAGCACGAUUCCAGAUGGCUAAACGACCCAAGGUUUGUGAAUGUUCACCUGAUUCCCGAGAGUGACAACCCGGAGGAUGAUAAGAUCUACCUGUUCUUCCGGGAGAACGCCAUGGAUGGAGAGCACUCUGGGAAAGCCACGCACGCCAGGAUCGGGCAGCUCUGUAAGAAUGAUUUUGGGGGCCACAGGAGUCUUGUGAAUAAGUGGACCACCUUCCUGAAAGCAAGACUGAUUUGCUCUGUGCCAGGAGCCAAUGGCAUUGACACACACUUUGAUGAGCUGCAGGACAUCUUCCUGAUGAGUUCAAAGGAUCCCAAGAAUCCAAUCAUAUACGGCGUGUUCACAACCUCCAGUAACAUCUUUAAGGGUUCGGCGGUGUGCAUGUACAACAUGGCAGACGUGAGGAGGGUAUUCCUGGGGCCCUAUGCCCACAGGGACGGACCCAACUACCAGUGGGUGCCUUUCCAGGGGAGGGUGCCCUAUCCACGUCCAGGAACGUGCCCAAGCAAAACCUUCGGUGGAUUCGACUCCACAAAGGACCUACCUGAUGAAGUCAUCACCUUUGCAAGAGGCCACCCUGCCAUGUUCAAUGCCGUCCAUCCAAUUAACAACCGGCCGAUAAUUAUCAAGACUGAUGUGGAUUACCAGUUCACACAGAUGGUGGUGGACAGGGUGGAGGCAGAGGAUGGCCAGUAUGACGUCAUGUUCAUCGGGACAGAUAUCGGGACUGUUCUGAAAGUGGUGUCCAUACCGAGAGAGACCUGGCAUGACUUGGAGGAAGUCCUGCUGGAGGAGAUGACUGUAUUCCGGGAACCAACCACCAUCACAGCGAUGGAGCUUUCCACUAAGCAGCAACAGCUCUACCUGGGCUCUGAAAUCGGGGUUUCCCAGAUGCCUUUGCACCGGUGUGACGUCUACGGCAAGGCCUGCGCCGAGUGCUGCCUGGCGAGGGAUCCUUACUGCGCCUGGGAUGGCACUGAGUGCUCCCGCUACUUCCCCACCGCUAAGAGACGAACAAGACGUCAGGACAUCCGGAAUGGUGAUCCUCUGACACAGUGUUCAGACCUACAGCAUCACGACGAGCUGAAUGGACAAGGCACUGCGGUGAACAAGAUCAUCUAUGGCGUAGAGAACAGCAGCACAUUUCUGGAGUGCAGUCCCAAAUCCCAGCGCGCUCUCAUCUACUGGCAGUUUCAGAAACCGAAUGAAGAGCGCAAACAUGAGGUGAAGUCAGAGGACAGGUUCAUCAGGACAGAGCAGGGCCUGCUGGUCCGAAGCCUGCACAGAAAGGACUCGGGCGUCUACCACUGCCACGCGGUGGAGCACGGCUUCAUCCAGACCCUGCUGAAGGUCACCCUGGAGGUCAUCGACACCGAGCACCUGGAGGACCUGCUGCACAAGGGCGAGGAGGCCGGCGACGGGGCCCGAGCCAGGGACGCCACGCCCAGCCACCCGGCCAGCCAGAAGAUGUGGUACAGGGACUUCAUGUCCCUCAUCAACCACCCCAACCUGAACAGCAUGGACGAGUUCUGCGAGCAGGUGUGGAAGAGGGAGCGCAAGCAGAGGCGGCAGAAAGCACAGAACGCUCAGGCACACUCCAACAAGUGGAAGCACCUACAGGACAACAAGAAGGGCAGGAACAGGAGGACCCACGAGCUGGAGAGGCCACCGCGGAGUGUCUGACACCUUCUAAAGACUUCUGAACAGACUUAAAAAAACUCAAACUGGAAACGAAUGCAAUACGCCCCUGAUCCAAGCCAUUGCAUUGGUGAAGAUGUUUACAAUGGUAUGACGCAGAGGACUGGUUUCACCAUAAUGUGUUCGUACUCAAAUCCUGUUGACCGAUGUCCAUCAAGGAAUGACAGAAGCCAACACUUGGACGCUAAUUCCUGUAAAUAGUCUAGGGCAAGAACUAUGUUUGACAUUGAUUCUGGGUUUUAGUUUAGUUUUGUUAAUGGUUUGUUUGGUUGUUUUGAUUACCCUGUUUUUGAGGUUGGGGUACACCUUCAAUCUACCAUCUUCGGAAAAGAUGGUACCACUUACUAUAGCUACAUACUGAAGUGUUCCUUAGGGUACAUCAAGAAAGUGAUUUUGAGUCACUUUUCAAACACAAAAUCACAGUGGAAGAUUUUUUCAAAACAAUCUAAAACUCAUUCAAAGAUGACAUUUUAAUCUCCUUCUAGCCAUUGUGGUGCCCUGAUCCUACACAAUGUAAAUAGAGGAUUCCUAAAUGGGCCUUGUAAGGUGUGGAUGAAGACUUUACGAAUGGCACAUGCUGAUCAGUCUUUUCUUUACCAUUAUGUUUAUUAUUUAUAAUAAGCCAACAGUAAUCAAUUAUCAAAGCUGAUACAUCUGUUUUCUGUGUUCAGUUAUCCUCUUCCAAAAGCAAUAGGUUGAGAUUGUCUCUGCGUUUAUAAUCUGAAUAAGCUGUAACAAAUCCGAUACCUAUUUAAACUUGUUUCUAAAGGAAUGAUUUAUUUUUUACACCAGAGUUCUAUCUAAAAGGUCUCUAACCUAGUUUCAUUUGUAUUGUAUUGUAUAUUUUCUUGCUUUCCCACACAAACUACUGCAUCCCCAUGGGGUAAAAACACUUAAACUUUCAUAUUACAUUAUUUUACUUAAGUUAUUUGGAUGGGUUGUAUCUUUUUGGAGAUUAAAUCUGCAGUAUAUUCACAUGAAUACCGAUGUGCUAUUCCACAUGUAUAUUAAUAAUUUGUCUUUGAAAAGUAAACUGUCAUUUGGUGUAUGUACAUAUAUUAAACCCAACAACAUUCUGUAAUUUAUUCAUCAUUGUGUUGUGGAAAGGCCAUAUUUGCUUUACAUGUGAUCAUAUUUUUCAAUUUUUUGGUAUAAACAUUAAAAUCUGCAGUAUCAACACUUAAAAUAUGGUCAUUAAUACAAUGGCCAACAAAUUCAACAUCAAGCCAAAAAGACAUAGAGGCUGCUUCUCCCGUUUUUACCCUUCACCUAUAACAAUCACAUGAGCAAGUGUAUUUGGUACUGCUUCAUUCUCCCAACUUUUACGAAAUAGACUUUAAAUACCAGUGUUGAAUGCACUCUUGUGGUUGACAGUUUGAUAAUAAGCAGAAAAAGGUUUUAUCCCCAUUCCUACCCGCUUAUUAAGAAUGUAAAAGAGAGUUAACAUAACAUUAGAUCUGGGUCUCAAAGCAUUUGUCAUAGGUGUGUCUUUUAUCAUUUACUGAAAAGGUUACCAGAAAGCGGUUGGGUUGUCAUGACCGUUUAGUGCUUUCACGCAGUUGAGAGCAGCUAGCAUUGAAAUCAUCUUUUUAAAAAUCCAGCUCUUGAUGUGGAUUCCAGCAUAUCAGCAGGAAGUGCCCGAUGUCACAAUAUUUUCCAUUGUUCUGUUACUGACCCUAGUGUGCAGAAUGCAGAAGCUGAAUACAAAGCUGUGAAAACAAGAUUAACACAAGGUCACAGCCACCUCUAACUGCCUGAGAUGACAGCUCGCAUGCAGUAUGUCACAGUGCAUUUUGUUGAAAUGUUUUCUGAAAAACUGGAAUAUUGAAUAAAGAUCAAUGGCCUACACAGUCAAUGGCAUGGGGCUUACAUUUUUUAGGUUACACAGCGGAGAACAAACACACUCAUUUGAGGACAUUUGACCCUGAAUUUGACCUCUUGGGUUUAUUUGGUUUCCAGCAGUAUUUCUAUCCGAUUGCCAUGCCUCAGUAAGUGCACCAGGGGAGCUUUAAGAUGUCUUAGUACCAAAAUGAGAUGAGAAGAAGUCCAGAGGCCAUAGUCUUUUGCAUCACCAUCAUGAAUUCCUUUCACAGGGUUCAUUUCCAGUAUGCUAAAAGUAAAUAUUUGCUAGAUUGCUAUUGUUUGCAAGAUAAUAUAUACCCUAAAGAAAGUAGCUGUGAAUUUUAAUGUAAAAAAAAAAAAAAAAAAAAUAGAAUCUUGUCAUGGUCCAAGAAAUGAGACACUGUGUACAAAUUGCAUGUGAAUGCUAUUUUAGUGCAUCUGUUUUUUCUAUAUUAUUUAGUAUAUAUUAAUGUUGUGUGUAAAAGACCUGCCCUUCUUAAUUCAGUACACAUUAACCUCUCUUGACGGUGUAUAUAUUUUCUUUCCUUAGGUAAAUCACAGGUACAGUGUAAAGUACAGGCAUCUAUAGGUACUCUCCCGAAUGUGUUGUAUUUCACAUUUUGUCCGAAGAUGCACAGCCAUAUGUUCCCCACAUUUGAAGAAAAGACGGUUAAUAAACCCUUCAAUGCAACUCUGCAGUAUCUGUUGGACAGCGCGGCUGUGUUUUCCCCACAAUGGAGCGGCCACAUGGAUGCUCCACUCGCUUGGGGAAAUGGACUCUAUGGAAGAAACUGCUGCUGUAAAUGAUUCUUUUGGCAUGUGUAUUCAGUUGUUAAAAUAAACAUUUCUUCUAAAACA